This is a messenger RNA of Dermacentor andersoni, 1032 nucleotides long. Its product is annotated as glutathione S-transferase 4-like. NCBI's taxonomy places the organism in Eukaryota, Metazoa, Arthropoda, Arachnida, Ixodida, Ixodidae. Gene Ontology annotation, biological process: glutathione metabolic process. The record is from RefSeq and is a predicted model, not a curated record. Gene Ontology annotation, molecular function: glutathione transferase activity.
CAGUGUUUGCUUCACACUUCGGUUUGUGGACGUGGUGCGCGAAGGUGUGCUGUGCUUUUUCGUUCAUCCGCAAUGUCCGCCAAACUGUACAGCGUUCCCACAAGCCCGUCCUGCGGCUUUGUCCGUUCAGUUGCGAAACAUAUUAACAUCGAUCUUUGUGUCAGGAAUCUGGAUUUCUCUAAAGAAGAACACCUCGACGACGAAUACGUGAAGCUUAAUCCCUUCCUCAAGGUGCCCACUCUGGAGGAUGGUGGGUUCGUCGUUCACGAGAGCACUGCUAUCGCCUACUACCUGCUCAGCAAGUAUUCUCCUCAGUCCCAGUUGUACCCACUGAGCCCGAGACUGCGCGCCCGUAUCGACCAGGUCCUCGCCACCAUCGCCAGCUCUAUCCGGCCUCAUUUCGUGGAAUUUUUCCGCCGGUUCUUCUGCGACAACAGCGCGCCCACCACAAUGGAAAUAGCCGUCUUCGAGGAUACCGUCGUUAAAGGGUUAGAGCAUCUCAUCGGCGAUGGCCCGUUCGCAGCUGGUGACGAGCUUACGCUCGCCGAUCUGUGCAUCAUCGCCAACCUCGCUGUGGCUUUCACAAACGGCUUCAUCGACCUAGCCAAGUUCCCCGCCUUGUUAGAUUACUAUGGUCGGGUCUCAGAGGCGCUUCCCUACUUCUCUGAAGUCUUCGCAGACGCCGUCGAAAUCGUUCACCGGCGCUGGAAGCAGCUCAUUCAAUCUCCUUCAAUCUCUGAAGAAUCGAACGGUGAAGAGCCAAUGGCAACAGAAGAACAAAUGACGUCGGAAGACCAGGAAGAAGAAAUGGCACAGGACGAAUCAAUUAAAUCGGAAGACAAGGACGAAUCAAUUAAAUCGGAAGACAAGGAUGAAUCAAUUAAAUCGGGAGACAAGGAAGAAUGAAUUAAAUCGGGAGACGUGGAAGAAUCAGUUAAAUCGGAUGACACGGCAGAGAAAAUGAAUGGUGCAGGUAGUGUGUGAAUGUCGUGUAAUCUACAAUCCAGCUAAUAAAACAAGCCCGUAAUCUCA